GAGAAAGCCAACACCGUUGAUAGGAGAGGAGGGUCCAAGGAGCUCAAGAAGUGACAGUGGCGGUUACUCAGACAAAAUCGACGACUUCGCCGGAGAUAGCGGCUACAAGGGAUGCCGUUCCGGAGGAGGCUACAGAAAGCCAGUUUACAGAAACUCAAAGCCAGUUCCAAGAAGACAAUAGUCAGUCGUUGGAUGCCAGGAACCAGUCAUGGGAAUCCGACAGCGCCUACUACUCAGCCAAAAGCCACUUAUCAGAUGCCGAGAGCCCGUUGUCAAGAUCAGGUGCUAGUAAUGCUGUGGAGGCCGGCACUGCGUCUACAGAUGCCCCAAAUACAUCAUCCCAGUCUCCUCGAAACGCACCCCGGCGAUCUUCUAGGAGAAGGAAUGGCGACUCGCAGGCAUCGGGGAGGAGUGAAUAUCAGACGUGGUGUGAAAGAGGAUACGGUAUCUAUUAUGGUGACGAGAGUGGAUAGCCGCAAAACCGCCUUCAACUUUCAACCUCGAUCCGGUGCGAGCUUGCGAGUUCCCGCCUUAUUCAGCGCCCUCAGAUGCUGCCAUUGUCGACUUGCUUUUUCACUGUGGGCAGCCGUUAGAUUAUACACCUCUAGACACAUUGUUUACUGCAUUGGCAUCAGAUUUCUUAGACUAAACCCCCUUUGGUAUUCAGUAGCAUUCUUACUAUCGGUGAUAAGGCACGUUAGAAAAAAGCCACGCAAACCUUUGAUGUCUCUGAGACAGCGAGAAGGCGAAGGCCCAGGCGCAUGAAAUAACAUAAGUGAAGAUGGUUCUUAAUGUGUGAUGACAUGGCAUUAGCGACCUCGCUAUACGAGUUUAGCAUGUGGAUGGUGAGGGCGAAUGACGCGCGAUACGGAGCUCAAGAUGCGAAGUAGGAUGAUUGGAUUCUGAGCCCCAGAUACUUCUCAAAAUUGAGCGUCCUCGAUACGUAGAGAUACCGAAGAUAGUGAUCAGCAGUCUUACAGCUGGCAAUGGUGAAGGCCGAGCCUUGCCUGCUCACUCCACGC
This is a messenger RNA of Mytilinidion resinicola, 1022 nucleotides long. RefSeq lists its product as uncharacterized. The transcript has 2 exons. The record is from RefSeq and is a predicted model, not a curated record. Lineage: Eukaryota; Fungi; Ascomycota; Dothideomycetes; Mytilinidiales; Mytilinidiaceae. The coding region runs from base 112 to 765 and encodes 217 amino acids.